UCGAUAGUUGUUUACCUUUUUUCCCAAAAAAAAGAAACAUUUACAAAACAAAACUUGUCGCCUGGUUUAUAAAUUGUCAAUGGCCAGAGAUCCACAGCUGCACAGCAAAUAAAAUGUAAGCGGAUAUCCUGCGCAGGAUACCACAUUACACCUUUCCCGUUCCUGGCUGCGGCGCAUCUUUAUUAGGGUUCCCGCAUAAUUGUGCCGGAUCAUGGAGGAGGAUCUGGACAAAAGCACGGACAAGGAGCAGGAGCAGGUCAUGGAGAUGGAGCCAAAGCAGGACAUGGACGUGGCGCAGUCUUAUAUAACGCGGGCCAAGAUGAAUCCUGCCAAGAAGGAUAAUGAGAAGAGGCGACGUAAGGAUGCAAUGCGAAGGGUCUCUAUGAUAUUGCGGAAGUGCGACUCCUUACGAUCGACGGAAGAUCGCCAGUUCCUUGAAAAGCACCCGGAUAUGGUAAAGGCGACCAAGAAACGCAAGGAACGCGUUGAGAUUUACAAGGAGCGGGUGGUGGAGCGCGAGGAUGCGCCCCAUGUGAUCGAAGCGAAGGUGGAGCAGCUGGCCAACAUUAUUUCCCAGGCCAAGCACCUGGUUUGCUAUACGGGAGCUGGAAUAAGCACGGCUGCAUUGAUACCGGACUACCGCGGCAGUCAGGGCAUCUGGACGUUGCUCCAAAAAGGUCAGGAUAUCGGAGAGCACGAUCUGUCUAGCGCAAAUCCCACCUACACACACAUGGCACUCUACGAACUGCAUCGCCGUAGACUACUACAUCAUGUUGUGUCCCAAAACUGCGAUGGCCUGCACUUGCGAUCCGGUUUGCCGAGGCAUUCCCUAUCUGAAAUCCAUGGUAAUAUGUACGUGGAGGUGUGUAAGAACUGUCGGCCGAACAGUGUUUACUGGCGUCAGUUUGACACUACGGAAAUGACUGCCCGAUACUGCCACAAGACCCAUCGCCUAUGCCAUCGCUGCUCGGAGCCCUUGUACGACACCAUCGUGCAUUUCGGUGAGCGGGGAAACGUAAAAUGGCCACUCAAUUGGGCGGGAGCUACUGCGAAUGCGGAGCGUGCGGAUGUCAUCCUGUGUCUAGGCUCCAGUCUCAAGGUGCUCAAGAAAUACACUUGGCUGUGGCAGAUGGACCGGCCUGCCCGCCAACGGGCCAAGAUUUGUGUGGUCAACCUGCAGUGGACACCGAAAGACGGGAUUGCCAGUAUCAAGAUCAACGGGAAGUGUGAUCGGGUAAUGGCCCAACUGAUGCACCUGCUUCACAUUCCAGUGCCCGUGUACACCAAGGAAAAGGAUCCCAUUUUCGCACAUGCUACGCUCCUGAUGCCCGAGGAGCUGCACACGCUCACCCAGCCACUGCUAAAAAACGCCGACGAGGAGGAGGCGUUCACCACCACCACCGAGGAAACACAGGACUCGACCAUCUCCAGCGAGAGCUGCAGCUACAACUACAGCGAUCUGCCCAUCGGCAAGGGUCCCCGCAUCCGCACGCCCAUUAAAAACGGACGAAGGGUGAAGACCAACCUGGAGCUGCGCCAGAAAUUCAAGCUGAUCAAUGGCCAGGACGAGGAGAUCAAGGUGGAGCAACUGGAAGCAAAUGGGGAGAUAAAAACGGAGAUUAACUCAAUCCCGCAGCUAACGGAGUCAACCGUUAAAAUAGAGACUGAAGUGAAACUGGAGGAAACAGAAGGCAAGGAAACCGUUGUCAAGCAAGAGCUUCAUCUUUUGGAACUUUUGCCCAAACUGGAGCCGCUUUCCUUAAAAGAAGAAGCGGAGGAAGUACCGAACAAUGGAGUCCCGGAGUUGCCCAAACUAGUCGCCAUACAAAAAACUCACCCGGAAAGCAUUGCCGCGCUCCCAAUGGAACUGAGAUUAGAACCACUUCAGCUGCCACCUCUGGUGCCCAUUGGGGCACCACUGUCCACACCUUUUGUGGAGCCCAAGCUGGGGCUUCCGCCUGCCUUUCAGUCGCUCAACAUCCAGGUCCAGAGCGAUGGCGAUGCUGACUCCACGACAGAGAAUGAGAACGAGGAGGAGGAGGAAAGCGAGCUGGCGCAGGUGGAUUUAUUGAGGCAGAACAGCGAUGAGGAGUUGCUACGUCAACUUCCAACCUGGUACGAUGCCAAGUACCCAUACUCCGGGCUGCACAGCAUCCUGAUACCGCCGCCGGCGGAUCUGAACAUUUGGAACUCACAGGUGGUGCCAAACUUUGCCAUGAACCGCUCCGCCGCCGGAUGUGACUUCUGCUUUGAUCGUUAUGCGGAGUUGGAAUGCCAGUUCUAUCGGCGGUGGAACCUUAGCCAGCGCAAGCACAAGAAACGGGCAAGGAGCGGUCGGUUUGUGGUCUGCGAAUGCUGUCCAACGUCCGACGAUGACGAUGACUACGACGAGAAUAUAUCCUUGGCACACAUCGCAGCUGCGGAGACGGCCAAGCGGAGACAGCAGCUAAGCAACAGUUUCCCCCGGAAACUAGCACGCACCCAGGCAGGAUGGUAUGGCAAGGGCUACAAGAAGGGACGGAAGCGAAGAUAGAUCGCCAGUUCGCAAUCCUUCUACGGAUGUGGGAAAGACAAUUAAGUAAAACAAAGCCGAGAAACGCUCGCUUCGAUAGUAUUUUAGUUGUAGGAUCAUAAGUCAUAGAUGAUAGUGUCAGCUAGCAUAGGUUAGGGUUCCUUUAAAGUAAUUUAUACAUGUUUUUUAAAGUGUCCUAUCCUAUUAUGAAUAAUAUUUUACAUAAGGAAAUGUCGCUCAGUUUUUGUCCAAUUAAGUUAUUUUUUAAUCCACUGUAAUUUUAUUCUGUAACCUAUAUGUAUGCGUGUCACAAUUGUGGUAGCUUUGGUAUAUAUGUCAGUUGUCUCGUUCAGUUUUACUUUUUUCUACAAUUGCUUUUCAAAGCCAAAUUACUUAGGGCUUAACUUAAGCACGCUUGAAACCCAACUUCCGCCCUUACCUGUUUAAGUUUAAUAAACAAAAGAAACAUUAUGGUAUAGUGAA
Messenger RNA from Drosophila ficusphila, 2995 nucleotides. It is a transcript of the gene Sirt7, whose product is annotated as NAD-dependent protein deacetylase Sirt7. Gene Ontology annotation, molecular function: NAD+ binding. The record is from RefSeq and is a predicted model, not a curated record. NCBI's taxonomy places the organism in Eukaryota, Metazoa, Arthropoda, Insecta, Diptera, Drosophilidae.